Molecule: messenger RNA, 5919 nt
Organism: Onychostoma macrolepis
Lineage: Eukaryota; Metazoa; Chordata; Actinopteri; Cypriniformes; Cyprinidae
Product: serine/threonine-protein kinase PAK 4-like
Exons: 11
Coding region: 439-2427 (662 amino acids)
Biological process (GO): intracellular signal transduction; regulation of MAPK cascade; protein phosphorylation
Cellular component (GO): cytoplasm
Molecular function (GO): oxidoreductase activity, acting on NAD(P)H; protein serine/threonine kinase activity; 2 iron, 2 sulfur cluster binding
Source: RefSeq, a predicted model, not a curated record
CUGUGAGGAUGCAGUCUGGGACGGUCAGUUCCCCGGAUGAAGGCUGAGCGUGAAUAUGGCGCAGAGAGCACGAGCAGCGCGCUCGUGAGGUUUCUGUGACUGAUAUACGCGCACUUAGCCCGCUUAAGCUAACUUUACACACAAGAAACUUCACCGACCCUAUGAAGUUUAUUUCUCAGCGGACACACUUCUCACUACAGCGUCCCAGGAAGCAGCUGAGUUUUCCCAGGCUCAGCUUGUCAGGUGUGGGAGGGGGUUUCGGCCCACACAUAUCAGAGUCCAGUAUUUGGCUUCUGGGAGUGUCUCUGAUACCCAUGGAGAGAAUGGGCAGGGCAAAAGCAGAGAAAAGGGAAAGUAUGGAAAGCUGGACAGCUUUUUAUACUGCAUAAAGAGACUGCUGUUGAAAUGCUCAGAAAGGUCUGAUGCUUUGCUGCAGCUAUGUUCAGCAAGAAGAAAAAGUCACGGAUCCAGAUCUCGGCCCCCUCCAACUUUGAGCAUCGCGUUCACACUGACUUUGAUGAGCAGGAGCAGAAGUUUGUGGGGCUUCCCCGCCAAUGGCAGAGCCUCAUUGAGGACACGGCCAAGAGGCCCAAACCUUUCAUUGAUGCCACAGUCAUCACUACUGUAGAGCCACGCAAGGCAAUUGUACGGGGUCGUAAGAUCAGCGAUGAUGGUUCUCUCACAUGGCUUCUGGAUGAGUUUGAGACUAUGUCGGUGAUCCGCUCGAACUCCCUGCGGAGAGGCAGCCCACCACCGCAACCGCGCCGAGACUCCGGAUCAUCAGGAGGGGGCCAUGAGAACGGAGAACACUCUCAAUACAGACACCCUGAUCGAUAUGGAGACAGCAAAGAGAGGGAGAAACUGCGUCAGGAGCACCCAGCUGCUGAUCCCAGACAGUCUCAGCGCCCAGCCCGUUCAUCCAGAGAGGAUGGCCGACCUCACCAGCAGCCUCGCGGUCAGGAGCCCAGCAGACACAAAGAGCCCGACUGGUCAGGAGGGCCAGCCCCACCACCCCAGCAUAGAGAACGAGAACGAGACCGAGAGCCACGUGAUCAUCAUGAUCAGGUGGUGAGGCGAGAGGGGGCCAAUGAUAAGAGGCCCAAAUCUAGCUACACUGGGAGGGACAGCAGCCCACAGUCACCCCGUGAAAAGAGACCACUGUCUGGGCCAAAUAUCCGCACCCCUAACCUACCUGUUACAGAGGGAGUGAUAAAGACCGCACAGCAGACCGGCCGACCUUUCAACACAUACCCACGAUCCGAAAGUGACUCUGGGAGGAGCCCCAGCGGUCAGGAUUUAAAAGCAGGAAAAUCUCAUGAGCCUUCCCACCACAACGGUCCCUCUACCGGGGCAGUCCGGGGUGGAAACAGUGGCAGUAAAAGUGCUUCUCAGGGGCAGCACAGAGCAGAGCCCCAGCAUCACGCCUCCCACCCAGCCUUGGGCCCCGAGCCCCCUCACAGCCAGCAGAUGCCCCCUGCACCAAAACCUUCAGGCCAAGCUGCACCACCUCAGCAGACGCGCUCACCUCAGAGGGAGCCACAGCGAGUCUCCCACGAGCAGUUCCGUGCUGCCCUGCAAAUGGUGGUUGACCCUGGGGACCCACGCACAUAUCUGGACCACUACAUCAAGAUCGGGGAAGGUUCCACCGGCAUUGUUUGUAUUGCUACAGUAAAGACCACAGGCAAGCUGGUGGCUGUGAAGAAGAUGGAUCUGCGAAAACAGCAGCGACGAGAAUUGCUGUUUAACGAGGUGGUGAUCAUGCGGGACUAUCACCAUGAGAAUGUGGUGGAGAUGUACAACAGUUACUUAGUAGGUGAUGAACUCUGGGUUGUCAUGGAGUUCCUUGAGGGUGGAGCUUUGACUGACAUAGUCACACAUACCAGGAUGAAUGAGGAGCAGAUUGCCACCGUGUGUCUGUCUGUUCUGAAAGCUCUCUCGGUCCUUCACUCCCAGGGAGUCAUUCACAGAGAUAUUAAGAGUGAUUCUAUACUUCUCACCCAUGAUGGCAGGGUGAAGCUGUCAGACUUUGGCUUUUGUGCCCAGGUCUCAAAAGAAGUGCAGCGCAGGAAGUCUCUUGUAGGAACUCCCUAUUGGAUGGCCCCUGAGCUCAUCUCAAGACUCCCAUAUGGACCAGAGGUGGAUAUUUGGUCACUUGGCAUUAUGGUCAUUGAAAUGGUGGAUGGAGAGCCGCCAUACUUCAAUGAGCCUCCACUCAAGGCCAUGAAGAUGAUCCGAGACAAUUUGCCACCCAAGCUCAAAAACCUCCACAAGGUCUCGCCGCUUCUCAAGGGAUUCUUAGACAGGAUGCUCGUGCGAGAUCCUGCCCAGAGGGCCGCAGCUCAAGAGCUGCUAAAGCAUCCCUUCCUGAGUAAAGCGGGCCCUCCCACUUGCAUUGUUCCCCUUAUGAGACAAAACCGCAUGAGAUGAGAAGAGAAAUCGGGGCAGGAUCUGUCAGGCCCUCUGAGCUCAAAGCAAAAACCCAGAUGCAAAAAUGGAGUCCGUACUCUGCACAGUUUAAACAUCUGAAAUGAUUGUACAGGUCAAGACUUUUAGGAGAAAAGGCCAUUGAUGCUAUGGACAUUGAGGUUUUUUUUUUCCAAACAUUUUUACCACUGUUUUUAUUACACUAUAGAAUACACCACAUUUGGUGACAUGAAAUACACGAUUGGAUCCUUUACAGUGUUCUGCUAGAAGAGGUUUUCCUCUCUGGCUAAUUCAGAAACACAAUAACAUGUGUUCUCUCAGUGGUUUCAUGUUUGACCUCUAAGACCAUGCUUUAUAAGUUAAGGAGAUUUAGACAUUAUGACAUUAUGAAAAUGAACCACUUGGAGAUUCUGAUCUGCCCUCAAUGUAAAGCAACAAUUUUAUGGAUUUGUUCCAAACCUCAAGUUUUUUUCCCCUGCACUUCAUCUUUUGCACCAUGACCACACUACUCAUUAAUCCAUUUUUAACAGGAAAACAACUACUGAAGAAAACCUUUUACUUAAAAAAGAUGAAACUUGUUACAACACUAAGCAAUGGUAAACACUGGAGGCGUUUUUGUUUUAUUUUUUUCAGACCAUUUUUAAUUUAGUUAUAAUGAAAGUAGAGAGUUAUAUUGGUUUUUAUAUUGCGUUUUGAGUGACAGUGUGAUGUUUUAAACACUGUUCUCAGAUUGAGCUGCACUCCAAUAUGAAACUUCCUCCUUUGAUUCAUCGUUCCACUUAUUUUUUUUUUAUAUAUAUAAUAAGAGGGGGAAGGGUUGGGUGUAGGGUUUUUUUUUUUUUUAAUCUUCCAAAACUUUCACCACGGAGCCACGCCACAUUAGCUGAAGAGAUCGAGUUGUUUUCAAUGUAGGGCAGCCUGUCUUUUCAUGUGCGCCCAAAUCCUUCAGCUAAGUAGCUUACAUCUUUGAAGUAUCGUGGCCUUUCUCUGAAGGAUUCAUUGUGGUUGGUUUUGUCGGAGAGAUGUUGAAAUAUACGAAUGUAUAGCUGAGCGUCAUGUAUGCUCUCCUUUAUGAGAGCUUGUUCAAAGGAAGUGGACCAUAUAGAUACAGAUCACGAUUGAUCCCACACACUAAAAUAUAGGCAAUAGUACUCAUGUAAUUGGUCAUGUACACUACGGCGUUUUGUUAUUAGAGCACCAUGACAUUCGAGGAUUAAGAGAAGAGUAGUGGAACAACCAAAGACUGUUUGAAAUGCUGAAGGUUUAUAAUACUAAUUAGUCCGAGUACACUACAUCACGUUAAAGGAAUUGUUUACCCAGAUAGAAAAAUUCUGUCAUUUAUUCACCCUUAUUACCUGUAUAGCGUCCUUUUCUUCUUUACUGUUGUUUUGGCCAUUUUUUAAAAAUGCCAUCUUAUGUUUCACAGAAGAAAGUAAGUCAUGUAGGUUUGAUACAGCAUGAGAGUGAGUGGAUGAUGACAGAAUUUUCUAUUUUGGGUCAACUGUCCCUUUAAGACUUUCUUUCCUUGCUCGGUCACAAAGAUCCAGGACCAAAGUGGAUGGGAACAUUGACACAAUUUAAGGAAAAAAAACCACAUUAAAGGGCCGUUUAAAAAUUAAUCCGAUUCGUGUAGUGACUCUACAUGUGAAUACUAGCUGAUCAUUAAUGAGAAUCAAGUGAAUGCACGUUUGUGAGAAGAUUGAAGUCAUAUUUACAAAUCGUUUGAAGAUGAAUUGUAGAGAUUAAUCCUAGACUGAAGCGGUAGCUGUUGUAUAUAUUUUGAGUUUUUCUAAAAAUCGUUUUCUUUUGCCGAGGGCCUAAACUGUAACCCAGCAACAAUAACUCUAAUUGUAGAUGUGAAGGUUUGAGAAAAUUAAUGACCAUUAUUGACAGACGUAAUUAAUAUAAAAACACUACUAGAAUUUGUUUGUUUGUUUGUUUUUUUUCCACCAGUAAAAGUUUUCAAUGGCAUUUCUUUACAUACUGGAACUGUUACUUUUUCAGGAGGUGAAACAAAAAUAAUGACAAUCAGACAUUGGAGCAAUGUAUAUUCAGAGAUGAAUAAAUAAAGAAAUUGAGAGAAUAGCGUUUAUAGGUAUUGUAGAUAGUUGUUUAACAUCCUCAGUGCACUGAAACAACAGAUGAGGUUAGCGUUCCUACAAAGAAAAACCGCCUUAAUGCAUCUUUAAUCCAGAACUGAAACUGAACACAUUCUCCACAGUAUGCUACUUGAUUUGUGACCAGCCACACAUUUUAUUUUUUAUUUCUUAUAAUUCAUCUGCUAAUGUUUAAUGACUAGUGACUGUUCAUAAAGAGGAUACCAUAAGCCUUAUUUGAUUGGAUAUGUGAAUGGAUGUGAGCAAAAUGGCGUAAUGCAAGACUUUCUCAAAAGACUGGUCCAGUGAAUGUGUUGAAUAGCUUUCAGAAAUGACUUCUCUAUUUUCUGAAUUGCAUUCCCAGGGCUGAUUAGAGCAUGAGCUCUUAUGUGGUAAGAUAAUGAUCUGCUUUUUUUGUGUUAUGCUUCCGAUUUUGUUCCUCAUGUGGUGCUCACAAACAAUACUGCAAAAGCUCUCUGGAAGGAUACAUUGUAUUAUAUGGCUUUCACUUUUUUUCUCACUUAGUCUCCAUUUCAGAUUGUCACUGCGUUAAAACUAAUGGAUCGCCCAUAUUCUGCUGUUGACUUAUUUUAAGCCUAAUAGGUUUCUAAUUAAUCUUGCACUGUAUUUUUUACAAAUCAUUUCCUUAUUUCAUCAUGUAGAUAGUUUUAAAGAAACUUGUUUUAAAGGUGGAAUAGAUGCAUGAACUUUGUGCUCACUGCUGGCAUUCUGACAUCUUGAUGUUCUCCCAUAUCUGACAGACUUGUUUUGGACUAAUCAUCUUCAACAUCUAUUUGGAACUGCUACUGACAGGCCUGCAUUGUUGUGAAGUAUAAAAUGGUUCGCACCGGUUCUGUUGUUUUCUCUUUUUAUUUCUAAGUAUUGUCAUUUUUGGUGCACAACCGAUGUCAGAGUUCCCUCUAUAAUAUGUGAAUUUUUACUGGUGGUAAAAUGGACUUUAAACUGAUUUUUUUUUUUUUCCUUUUCCUUUUUUUUUUUUUUUUUUCAAAUACAGUUUUUAAACAUCAUCUUUCGGCUCCUUCAUUUCACUCUUUAAGCCAGAUGUGGUAGUGUGAUUUUGCUCGAGAUGAACAUAAGUAUGUUGUGCAGAACGGUCAUGUAUCAUAAUCAUGUUGGUUGACAUGAACUUGGUAUAUGAUAUGUGAUAAUUAGAUGAUGUGAACUGGGAAACUACUUUCAGUGAACUUGUGCAUUAUAUUAAAAUAUGCAUUAUAUAAAAAUAUAAUGUUUAAUAAUUUAAAAUGUAAAAAAUAUAAGCAGAAACUGCUUAUUUAUAUUUUAAAUUGGAAAUGUGUGUGUGUGUACACACACACACACACAAAACUAUCGGCACCCUUGGUAAACAUGAUCAAAUGUAUCUGCAUUAAUCCUUUUGAUC